Notothenia coriiceps (black rockcod) is the source of this 393-nucleotide messenger RNA. RefSeq names its product collagen alpha-4(VI) chain-like. The record is from RefSeq and is a predicted model, not a curated record. The transcript has 5 exons. NCBI's taxonomy places the organism in Eukaryota, Metazoa, Chordata, Actinopteri, Perciformes, Nototheniidae. The annotation marks the transcript as partial.
AUGAGGUGCUUCUUAAGGUGCGUGCUGGUGAUCUUCUCAGACGGACUCGAUGAAGACGUGAGGACACUGCAGCAUGAAGCAGAGCUGCUGCGUCAGUCUGGGGUCAGCGCUCUGCUCACCGUGGCCCUGGAGGGGACCCAGGACCCCGCCCAGCUGCAGAUGGUGGAGUUCGGAAGAGGGCUCGAGCACAAACUACCUCUGAGCAUCGGAAUGCCGAGCGUGGGCAGAACCAUCCUCAAACAGAUCGACACGGUGUCGGACAGGAAGUGCUGCAACGUCAUGUGCAAAUGUUCGGGAUACGAAGGCAUCCGUGGUUCUCGCGGCACCCUGGGGUCAAAGGGCGAGCCGGGGCUGAGGGGUCAUCCGGGAUUCCUGGGGGAGGAAGGCCACUUC